This is a messenger RNA of Lingula anatina, 3834 nucleotides long. RefSeq lists its product as uncharacterized. The record is from RefSeq and is a predicted model, not a curated record. Lineage: Eukaryota; Metazoa; Brachiopoda; Lingulata; Lingulida; Lingulidae. Gene Ontology annotation, molecular function: polysaccharide binding; hydrolase activity, hydrolyzing O-glycosyl compounds. Gene Ontology annotation, biological process: carbohydrate metabolic process.
GCGGCGUGAAAUAGAAGGCCUCUAACGUCAUCUCAUACACGUCACGAUUUUCUAAGCCGAGUCUAAUGCGGUGACAAUUUAGCUGUAGGAUAAUUGAGCGCAAGCGCACGCUCAUUUUAAUCGUUAGACCCGCGUAUGUGGUAUAAAAUAACUUUCGGCUGACACUUUCACUAGUUCAUUUUAAGAAGAGACAAGUUAUUGUGCACAGCUACUAGUAUAUAUUAAGUGGCGCGCUGUACGCUUAAAAAGGAAGGAAUUAAAGGGAGCGCCAAUACCACCGUGAAGUUAUUAUUCAUAGUGGAUGACAAGCUGGAUUGUAUAUAUAUAUAUUCGUAUGUCCGGGCCAAAAGUUUAAUGACACCUUUCCUGUGAAUUGGGAUUGCAAAAAUAAGCAAUUUCCGUAAGGCCAAUUUUUUUUAUACGGAGUCAUCCAGGGCGAAAAUUAUUAGUUCAUAAACUAUAAUCAUUAUCAUAUAUCAUAUAAUAUUCGUUCCACGUAUGUAAAGAAGAUCUCUGUUAACUAUUAGAGGAGCGGAGUAUCAAUCGAGAAGUUUCCCAAACUGGAGAGCAUUUCUUUGGAAAAAUAAGAAUGUCGCUUCACCAUUUUGCUGUUCUGUCGUUAAUGGCACUAAUACGGGUACCUGCAGCACAAGCCUCGGUCAUUGUUGACAGCCGGUGGACUGAUGACCAAGGGGCAGCUUUGCAAGCUCGACUUUCAGUACCAGUGGUCAACACUUGCAAUGGAUGGACAAUCACUCUCACAUUUAAUGAUGAUAUUUCGCAUAUAGAGAAUUCUUGGAACGCCAAUUUUGUUCCUAGUUCAACAUCCAGCAGGGUUUAUAAACUGUCAAAUUUAAGCUGGAAUGGCAAUCUAAGUCCUGGUAGUACCCUCUCUGGUAUAGGAUUCGUAGUGAGGUACAGCCCGCAGUCCCAAGUAGAGCCAAUCACUGCAGUGUUUGAUCCUCCGUGUGGGAGUGGCACCGUGGAGACAACCACGCCCACUCCGACGACCACGCCCACUCCAACGACCACGCCUACUCCGACGACCACGCCCGCUGGAACUACGCCUACUGAGCCCAGCACAACUGCUCCCCCGACCCCACCACCUCCAACAACACCAUCAACUGUUUGUACCACCCAAAGCCCAAGCACAACCCCAGCUAGUGAAAGCACAACCGCACCUCCCACACCUCCCGCCCCAACCACGCCCUCAACUGUUUGUACCACCCAAAGCCCAAGCACAACUCCAGUUACUGAAAGCACCACCGCCCCUCCCACACCUCCCGCCCCAACCACGCCCUCAACAGUGUGUACCACACAAAGCCCAAGCACAACACCAGCUACCGAAAGCACUACCGCCCCUCCCACACCUCCCGCCCCAACCACGCCCUCAACAGUGUGUACCACCCAAAGCCCGAGCACAACACCAGCUAGUGAAAGUACCACCGCCCCUCCCACACCUCCCGCCCCAACCACGCCCUCAACAGUGUGUACAACAGUGACGCCUUCGACCACGCCCACUCCGGUCUCAUCUACAGCAUCGUCUGAGACAACACCGCAAAGCACUUCAAAAUACAACUUGGAUGAAGUUUUGGAGAAGUCCAUCUUGUUUUACGAGGCACAGCGUUCAGGAGUUCUCCCAGCGGAAAACAGAAUACCGUGGAGAAGAUCGUCUCAUCUUAAUGAUCUGGGAAAUAAUGGCGAGGAUUUGACAGGAGGCUGGUAUGACGCUGGCGACACCGUCAAAUUCGGUUUCCCAAUGGCCUGGAGCACAACAGUUCUUACCUGGGGUCUUCUAGAUUACCCGGACGCCUACCACGCCACUGGUCAGUAUGAGUACAUGCUGGACUGCAUCCGUUGGCCAUUGGAGUACUUCUUGAAGGCACACACUGCUGAUAAUGAGCUUUACGUACAGGUUGGACAUGGUGAGACGGACCACGAUCUUUGGACAAGGCCCAGUGACGGGACUGAGAAUCGACCAGCUUACAAGAUUGAUUCAUCUAAUCCUGGUACGGACGCCGCGGCGGAGACUGCCUCUGCGUUGGCCGCCGGGUAUCUGGCCUUCAAGGACGAAGAUAUCACCUUUGCCAACCGCCUCUUAACCAGUGCUCGCAAGCUGUACACCUUUGCCGCUACCUCUAAUAGAGUCAAAUACAGUGACAGCGUGUCGGAUGCUAACAACUACUAUCCGUCGUAUGAUUAUAAAGACGAGCUGGUGUGGGCUGCUGCGUGGUUGUACAGGGCCACGGGAGAGGCCGAGUUUCUCACCUCUGCUACCGCCUGGUACGAUGAAUUUGGAAUCCAAUAUUCCAAUUGGGGAUUUUCGUGGGACGACAAGGGGCCUGGCACCAAAGUCCUGAUGUAUCAGUUGACCAGCGAGGAUAAAUAUCGUCAACAUGUUGAAGGCUACCUCACUUACUGGAUGCCCGGUGGACAGAUUCCCUACACACCGAAGGGUCUGGCGUUCAGGGACCAGUGGGGUUCCCUUAGAUAUGCAGCCAAUUCUGCAUUCCUGGCUCUGCGCGCGGCAGAUUUGGGCAUCAGUAGCGCCACCUAUCGUUCGUGGGCUGAGGGCCAAAUCAACUACAUGCUUGGGGACACUGGGAGGAGUUUUGUGGUUGGUUUUGGCGUCAAUCCUCCUGUUAAACCUCAUCACCGAGCGUCGUCUUGCCCAACUGAUUUUAACGUAGUGUGUAGCUGGGAUGCGUUCAACAGUCCAGAUCCCAACCCCAAUGUGUUAAACGGUGCUCUGGUCGGAGGUCCAGACGGCAAUGACCAGUACGUGGACGACAGGACCAAUUACCGGACAAACGAAGUGACCACGGAUUAUAAUGCCGGCUUCCAGUCCGCUGUGGCAGCUUUAAAGAGCCACCAACUAAGUCUACGUGCAACGCAACCAACUGAAUCUCCUCUCACUGAGGCUACCCCCACGGCGGUUCCCUCGACUGUGGCUCCCUCUACCGACGCUCCUUCCACUGUGACCUCCACCACUGCAGUUCCCUCCACCGAGACUCCGACUACUGUUGCACCUACGGAACCAGGUGUUUUAUGGCGUCACGCGCCGUACGCCGCAGACGACAAUUAUCUCGCCGGCUGGCAACCAGCCCAGCAGAUCAAAGACGACGAUCAAAACGCUGCGGUCGUCCUUGACCCUGCUGGCGGAAAUGAGUACGUCCUGCGCGUGCUGUACCCCCAGGGGUCAUACAGACCUGGGGCUUCCCCUGUUCUGGGCGGUAUACAGUUCUUCUCUCAACCGUUCACUCCUGGCACUGCGCUGAUGUUGACAUACCAGGUUUAUUUUCCUCAAGACUUCGACUUCAGUAAAGGAGGAAAACUCCCCGGCUUUUACGGCGGACGACAAACAUGCUCUGGAAGCAAGGACGCGGCUACUCUUGGCUGCUUCUCGACACGUGUCACGUGGCGCGGGAACGGCGACGGGCAAAUCAGCGCCUACCUCCCCAGCCCCCAGUCCCAGGACUUCUGCACGAAAGAGAGAGUCUUUUGCAAUUUCCAAUGGGCUCACUCCCUGGGCCGCGGAAGUUUUAAGUUUCAGAAAGGACGCUGGAACACAUUUAGUCAGUACCUGCAGCUGAACAACCCUGGAGUCCAUGAUGGUCGAGCAGAGAUAUAUUUUGAUGGGCAGAAAGUAUACGAGAUUGACAAGUUGAACUUUAGGACAACAGAAUCGGUGAAAAUAGACGGGAUUUAUUUCUCUACUUUCUUCGGCGGCGGAGAGGCGGCGGCUACUCCAGUCACUACUUAUACAUAUUUCAAAGGAUUUGAAGUGACGGAAAAAAUAUGAAUAUUAAAAAAACGUAUGCCAUAUAAAUUAUU